Molecule: messenger RNA, 447 nt
Organism: Cordyceps militaris CM01
Lineage: Eukaryota; Fungi; Ascomycota; Sordariomycetes; Hypocreales; Cordycipitaceae
Exons: 3
Coding region: 1-447 (148 amino acids)
Source: RefSeq, a predicted model, not a curated record
AUGGAUGCGCCAGACCAGCACCAGCAGCCACCCAUUCUCAACUACGUGCUCAGCUUCCUGCUCGUGGGCAUCGCGUGGGGCGGCACCACGCCCUUUAUUCGCCGGGCGGCCCAGUCGCACAAGCCGCCGCCGCACCCGAUCCUCGACGAGACCGCCGCCGGGCUGCGUCGCAGCCUGUACGCCGCCCUGUUCGCCGUCGUCGAUUUGCUGCGGAAUCCACGGUACGCGGUGCCGCUGCUGAUCAACCUGACGGGAAGUGUGUGGUUCUUUUUGCUGAUUGGGCAAGCUGAGCUUAGUCUUACAGUGCCUAUUGUAAACACCCUGGCAUUCCUAUUUACCGUUCUUGGUGAAUGGUUGGUCGAGGGCAAGGUCAUUAGUCGAGAUACUGGUGCCGGAAUGCUCCUUUCUUUAGUUGGCAUUGCACUUUGUGUAUACAGCAAGACAUAG